UUCCCCCCCAGUCCCCACAGCCGCCUCCCACACCCCCUCCUCCUUCCUUCCUUCCUCGCUUGUCACCCGCCACAGCUGCCGCACCCCUCCUCCAUCUCUUUCCUCUCGCAUCCUCCCGCGUCGGACGCCGCUAGGCUCCUCCCUGUCUCGUCUCGGCCCGACCCAGACGGAUCCAGGGGUAGCAGAGAGGAGGAAGGGAGGUAGAACGACAGGGAAGGGGAUGAAUAGCAGAGAGGAGGAAGGGGGGUAGAGGAACGACGAGGAAGGGGAUGGACAGGAGCUUCAUGCCCAAAAUCCAGUCGCCCCUGGCCGUGCCUACACGAGCAGCGCCGUGGGUAGAUGCUUCCCCGCCCAACGAGGAUGGCGAGGUAGGUGUUGACAAAGGCAGCCCGAGGCCGUCAGAUUUGGCACCAUCGCCGUUCUUUUGGUCGAGGCCGCUGUCGUUCACGUGCUCCUCCUCACCCCCACGGCUAGAUGCUGGCGAGGCCAGCCUCCCCUCAAGCGCAGAUUAUCUUCGUCUCUGGUGUUUCGCUGGCCAUUGGGCUGAAGUCAACCGUACAGUUCUUCACAAAGCCCAAGAAUCGCAAGGGUUCGAUUGCUUUCAGGGUCGUACUUUUCCUUGUCCUUAUUGGCUGGCCUGUCUUCGGUAUGAUGGCAGAUUCGUUUGGUUUUGCCCUGCUAUUCAGGUUUGUAGAUCCUCUAUUAUGCAUUCAUAUGAUCAUCUGAUGUCUGUUUUUCAGUGUGCAUUAAUAAAUGGUAGAAACUUUUGGGUAUUGUAUCUGACUGGUACUGAAUUUUCCACAGUAGGUUCUGGCCUACUGCUGCUGUUUACCUACAAAAAAAAUCCACCAUCGGUUGGAUUUUCCAGCACCCUUAUGUGACAUAUGUAAGAUCAUAUUUGCGGCUUUGCUGUUGUUGAGCUGCGUAAAUUUUCUUCAAGUCCAACCCAGUCUGGUCGCCACUUCAUUUACAUGAUCUUGUUCUUGUGAGGGAUUAUUUUUUAUGGAUCUGAGCCCCCAUUGUUCUUGCUGUUGUUUCCCACUCCUGUAAUUAACCUUUACUAAGUAGUGUUAGGUCUUCAGCAUAACACUGAAUAUUUAAGCUAAUAAGGAUACCAUUAGAUGACCGACCCUGUAAUUAACUUUAUUCAGUUUAUGAACAUAUAUGUACACUACAGAGCAUAAAAAUGGGAAAAUACAAAUAUGAUUGGUGGUUGGUUCACCACCUAAAAAUUUGAUCUACCAAUUAUGUUUUAGUGAUUUCUACUUGAGCUAAAACCACGACAAUAAUUUUGGAAUGGAGGGAGUACUUAUUUGUUGUUGUAUCUUUGAUAGUUUGAUAAAAAUAUCAUGAAGGUUAAAGCGGGCGUGGUUUUGAUAUAUUUUUGUUACAAGAUAUUAGAUCGACUUUCUGGUUUGGAAAUACUUAUAAUCGUUUUCUCCUAACUGCAUCUGAGCCUACACUUUUGUAGACUACUCAGGAUAGAGAUGAUAUAAAUGUGAGCAACAAAGUUAUUUACUCGGGGAUGCAUUAUAUUCCAAGUUAACCUUUGCAUUGAGAAUAUCAUCCUAUUUUUUAUAGGAACAACUCGCUAUCAGUGCAUCACAAUUUUGUGUGGUACGUUUGUUUUUACCUAUUCCAGUUCUGAGCCUUACUUGUUCAUAUGGUUUCAAUUGCCGUCUCUCAUGUGACGUUGAGAAAAUCACAUGUAUAUGCGUAUUUUUUUUCCUCUGUACCCUGAUUUAUCUUAGUCCUUAUGUCAAAGAUACUGGAUGUAGUAACAGAUCGACGUACUAACAAAUGCAAAGAGAAUGGACCUCCUCUUGAUUAGCUCAAGAGGACCUGUAUAGUGGCUUCAUGUAAUUUCUUGAUUUCCCAUAAUGAUUUCGCUGGCAAUUUGUCAGUCUAUUUCUAGCUGAAAUUGCGUGUAUAUCUUAUAAAUUUACAUUGCAACAAAUUAAUAAGGAGUAUAGAAGCAUUUGCAUCUAUCUAAUAUAUUUUUAUGGUUUGUUUCAAAAAGCUCAAGGUUAGAUAUGUACUGCUGUAUGAGGCUAUCAUUAGGAUGGAAGACAAUUAAUGUUAAAAUAUUGUUUGAAUUUCCUUCUUUCUGUAAACAGCAAUACAAGCUAUGUUUGCGCCAUGAUUCUAUUCCAAUUUUUUUAACAACUGACAAUUAACGACAUAUCAAAUGUUCCGUAUUGAAAUGGAUCAUUUUGUCAGGUUGGGUUUAGUAGGUCAUAAUGGUUUUAUUCUACGACAGGAUUAAUUUUGUUUAUACUGUAACCUGUUCAAGGAUUGACGAGUUUUCGAACCCUACGAUCUUUGCACACUAAGGUUCGGCUGUGUUCUUUGUGAAAUAUACGUCCUGCAAGUCUCAUGUGUCUUGCGUUGUUUUCGCUAUCCAAGCUACAGGCUUUUGAUAUACUCAAAAUGAGAUUCUUUAUAUGGUGUUCGAUUCCUCUUGCUAUCACCACAACGGGAAAUGUCUUAUGGUGGCAAUAUGCUCUUCUAUGCUAUCUGAUUGACUCUUUUUAUUAGCAUGGAGUAUAAAUUUUACUUCACUAAGAUUAAUUUCUGUUCACACUGUUCUGUAUAUAAAAAAGGAUUGUUGUGCUUACAAGGUUUAUGACAUUUUGGCGAAACAUUAUUUAGUAAAAAAGUAUGUAGAGGUGAACUUUAGAGGUGAAAUGUUGUGGAUGUUCUGACAGAGAGAUGCUUGGACUAACUUUAGCGUCACACCUUACUCAAUAUCUGGUAUUGGGUUCUACUAAUUGUCAGCGCCUUAAUUUUUGUUUUCCUCCCAAUGCCAUGUGAUAUUUACUGGACUAUAAUUCACAUGCUUGCAAGUCGUCGUCGUCGUCGUCGUGUCUCUCUCUCUAACUGCCCCCCUCCCAUCAUCUUGGCUUGCAGGUCACCUCCGUGUCUCCCGCCAGUCCACGACAUAGCUUGCAAUCUAGGAUGUUGCCAAGUUAACUUAGGAUGGUAACCUACAAUGUACAACCCAAGAGAUCGACAGUGUUUAUUAUACUGUCAUGCCUCUACUUCUGUGUUGCAUAUAUAGCUGCUUGUAUAUCUAAUUGGAUUGUUCAGAUUAGAUACUUCUCUAUGAAAUUACUAAUACAUGAAUUUUGUUUCUUUA
This is a messenger RNA of Triticum dicoccoides, 3139 nucleotides long. RefSeq names its product vesicle transport protein GOT1-like. Bases 270 to 881 code for a protein of 203 amino acids. The transcript is spliced from 3 exons. Lineage: Eukaryota; Viridiplantae; Streptophyta; Magnoliopsida; Poales; Poaceae. The record is from RefSeq and is a predicted model, not a curated record. Gene Ontology annotation, biological process: retrograde transport, endosome to Golgi; endoplasmic reticulum to Golgi vesicle-mediated transport.